Molecule: messenger RNA, 996 nt
Organism: Dovyalis caffra
Lineage: Eukaryota; Viridiplantae; Streptophyta; Magnoliopsida; Malpighiales; Salicaceae
Source: the annotation of a GenBank genome assembly
AUGGUCUUCUCAUCCAUUCCAGUCUAUCUAGAUCCACCCAACUGGCAGCAGCAACCUAAUAAUCAACCUCCAGCUAGAGCUGGGAAUGAAAACCCUCAACUCCUCCAACCGCCGGCACCACCUCCAGGUGGUGGCGAUGGUAGUGGCAGCGCAGGCUCAAUCAGGCCUGGCUCGAUGACUGAUCGAGCCAGGCUAGCCAAGAUUCCACUACCCGAGACAGCCCUUAAAUGUCCGAGAUGUGAAUCAACAAAUACUAAAUUCUGUUACUUCAAUAAUUAUAGCCUCACCCAGCCUCGCCACUUUUGCAAGACUUGCAGGCGAUAUUGGACCAGAGGAGGUGCCCUAAGGAACGUGCCAGUUGGCGGUGGUUGUAGAAGGAAUAAAAGGAGCAAAGGAAGUGGUAGAUCAAAAUCUCCAGUUAAAGCAGGAUCUAGCUCAAGUGGUGGACUUGCUUCUAAUGGUUGCACUACUGGUAUUAUGGGGCACAUGACUCCUCCACCACCACAGUUGCCAAUUUUGCCACCUUUACACCAUCUUGGUGACUAUACGUCCGCAGAUAUUGGGUUAAAUUUUGGUGGAAUUCCGUCUUCAGUUGGGGCAACAGCUGGUGGAGGUGGUGGCGUAGAAUUUCAAAUUGGCAGCAGUACUAGUUCAAAUAGUAUUGGUGGAUCUAUUUUAUCCAGUGGACUUGUUGAGCAGUGGAGAUUCCAACAAGUGCAGCAAUUUCCUUUCUUAUCUAAUUCGGAACCACCAAGUGGAUUGUAUUCAUUUGAGGGUGGAGGGAUUGAACCAUCAAAUUAUGCUGGUCAGAUUCGGUCUAAGCCAAUAUUGGACACGGGUGUUACUCAGCUAGCUUCAGUCAAAAUGGAAGACAAUCAAGGGUUGAAUUUGUCAAGAAAUUUCUUGGGUAUUUCAGGAAAUGAUCAAUACUGGAGUGGCAAUAAUGCAUGGACUGAUCUUCCUGGUUUCACUUCUUCUACAAGCCAUCUAUUAUGA